GGGGCAGUAGAGCGGGUUGCCGGGAAGGCGGAAGUGCGGGGAUUUCCGGUCGGCGUGAGCAGCGUGCGGCGUCUGAGUUUCUGGGUGUCCUCAGCUUUCCAGGUAAAAUAUGGCUAAAAGUUUACGGAGUAAGUGGAAAAGGAAGAUGCGUGCUGAAAAGAGAAAAAAGAAUGCCCCAAAGGAGCUCAGCAGACUUAAAAGUAUUCUUAAAGUAGAUGGUGAUGUUUUAAUGAAAGACGUUCAAGAGAUAGCAACUGUGGUGGAACCCAAACAUUGUCAAGAGAAAACGCAAUGUGUGGUGAAAGAUGAAACAGAUGACAUGAAAAUGGAGACUGAUAUUAAGAGAAACAAAAAGACUCUUCUAGACCAGCAUGGGCAGUACCCCGUAUGGAUGAACCAGAGGCAAAGAAAAAGGCUGAAAGCAAAGCGAGAGAAAAAGAAAGGAAAAAGCAAAGCAAAAGCUAUCAAGGCAGCGAAGGGUUUGGCCUGGUAGACCCUUAAAAACUUGAAAAAUGCCACAUGGGACAGGUCUUUGAUUAGAAUGUAUACAUUGAUUUCAGCUUCCACCAAAUGGAAACUUUGUUUCCAUUUUUUAACUUGGCCUUUUUCUUCAAUUCAAGCCCAAGGUAACUCCUCAAAUUUGUCUUGGUAACUUGAAUAAAAUAUUUUCUUUGAUGAAUGAAAGCUACACUGAUAUUUUAAUUGAAUGCUAUCCAAUAUGCAGGGAUUAUCAGACAUCAGAAUCCUCUCGAGUAUUAAUGCGGUUGUAAUCAUUCAGUCUUAGGAAAGAUGAAACAUAAUAUUAUACUGACAAAUUUGAGCUAACUCAGAUUUAAGGUAAAUUAUAUAUCAUGUGAAAAUAUGUCAGUGGAUCGUAUAAGCAGUACUUGUUUGGAGUUUUGACUUUGUGUAAUUCAGAAUAAAAGAUACUCUGUCUAGAUC
Molecule: messenger RNA, 942 nt
Organism: Balaenoptera musculus (blue whale)
Lineage: Eukaryota; Metazoa; Chordata; Mammalia; Artiodactyla; Balaenopteridae
Gene: LLPH
Product: LLP homolog, long-term synaptic facilitation factor
Exons: 3
Coding region: 110-493 (127 amino acids)
Biological process (GO): dendrite extension
Cellular component (GO): nucleolus
Molecular function (GO): RNA binding
Source: RefSeq, a predicted model, not a curated record